This is a messenger RNA of Acanthaster planci (crown-of-thorns starfish), 2804 nucleotides long. Its product is annotated as alkaline phosphatase-like. The record is from RefSeq and is a predicted model, not a curated record. Gene Ontology annotation, molecular function: alkaline phosphatase activity. NCBI's taxonomy places the organism in Eukaryota, Metazoa, Echinodermata, Asteroidea, Valvatida, Acanthasteridae. Gene Ontology annotation, biological process: dephosphorylation.
CACCUUUAAGGGGGAAAAUGAAAUACCGCAGCUGGAAAAAAUGUUACAGUUGCGUGACCUUCACAGCGUGAGCGAAAGCAAAACCCAACUGUUUCUAUCCUCGUGGUCACACCGAGGUUAACCAGGGGUCAGUAAGUUCAUUGAAGGGGGGGUAUAUAAGCACACGCAAUGUCACUGAGAGUGAAACCGGUCGCGAAUGAGCGAAGUCCUUUUGCACGCCCAACUUAGUUCGGGAAGUUGCAAUCGAACACCGAUACUUCCAGUGGUAUCAUGGGUCUAGGACGGCUUCUGAUCCCGGGGGCCCUGGCUGUGGUCUGCGUUGUUCUACACGGUGUCUGUCCGGUCCGCUCGCAAGGUCAGCAAUUUUGGAACGACCAGGCGCAACUAACCUUGGAAAAAGCUCUUCACCGCCAGCGAACCCUCAAUACUAACACGGCCAAAAACGUGGUAUUCUUUGUGGGCGACGGCAUGGGAAUCUCCACCGUGACUGCAGCUCGGAUCCUGAAGGGACAGAACAUGGGAUACCCUGGGGAAGAGACGGUGCUCGCCUGGGAGAAAUUCUCGAGUCUCGCUCUGGCAAAGACAUACGGGGUCGACCGCCAAGUAGCCGAUUCUGCCGCCACGGCAACGGCGUUCUUCUGCGGUGUGAAGACCAACGAUGCCAUGGUGGGCCUGGACGAGAACGCUCUGCUAGCUGACUGCUCGACGACUCGAAAUGCGUCUGUAGAGUCAUUCUUGACAUUAGCUCACAGAGCAGGUAAGGCCACGGGUUUCGUGACCACGUCACGGGUGACCCACGCUACACCUGCUGCCCUCUAUGCCCACUGUCCAGACCGUUACUGGGAGGACGACGAGGACGUUCCGCCUGAGGAGCGUGCGCUGGGCUGCACGGACAUCGGAUCGCAGCUGGCAGAGAACGGCAAAGACUUUGAGGUAAUUCUCGGAGGUGGAAGACGCGAGCUUACCAGCAGGGACUUUAUCGAUCCGGAAUAUCCGGAAAAAGAUGGACACCGAGAGGACGGCCGUAACAUUAUAAAUGAAUGGCUUCUGAGCAAGCCGACGGAUCGAAGCAAGUAUGUCUGGAACCUUGAUGACUUCAACAACGUCGACCCAAGUGAGACCGACCACCUCAUUGGACUGUUUGAGAGGAGCCACAUGCACUACGAAAUUGACCGCCUUGACGAUGAAGCUGGAGAGCCCUCUCUUGCCGAGAUGGUGGAGAAAGCCAUUAAGAUACUGCAGAAGGACCCGGAUGGUUUUGUUCUCGCAGUAGAAGGUGCACGCAUCGACCACGCCCACCACGGCGGGACAGCCCGGCUGGCCCUUCUGGAGACACUUGCUAUGGAGGCGGCUGUUGCUAAGGCUAUGGAACUGACCAAUGAGGAGGACACUCUCGUCAUCGUGACGGCCGACCACAGUCACACCUUGACGAUUGGAUCUUAUCCUCGCCGCGGCAAUCCCAUUUUGGGACUUUACGGGAAUGAAGCUGAAGACGGUCUACCGACGACAACCCUCUUGUACGCCGACGGGCCUGGCGGCUUGCUGGAAAUGGAGAGUUACAACCGCACAGGCGCUCGGCGGAAUCUUAACCACGAGGACACCGAGCAUCUGGACUUUGCCCAACCGGCCAUCAUUCCUAUGGACGACGAGUCCCAUGCGGGAGAGGACGUGGCCAUCUACGCCAACGGACCGAUGUCGCAUCUCUUCCACAGCACUCACGAGCAGCACUACAUAGCGCACGUCGUCAAGUACGCCGCUUGUCUCAACAGCCAGGGGCAUUGUAAAACAAGUAACGCACCCCCUUGCAAGAAACUCAGCCCAGCUUACCUGGCAUUAAGCAGUGUCUUGGUAGUAGCCUUUUUUAGUAUUUAAAGCUAAGACACUUUAAUAUAGACAGUACUCAAUGGCUCUUUCAUAGAGUUUACAACCGUAGCGAAGUUUAGGUACAAAUAAUCUUUAUGCAAUAGUUAAUUUACAAAAGGAAGGUGUGCCAUUUCUGUUUUAUGUUUACCUGUAUAAACGGGCUUUAGUUUUAGGAAGUUCGUUUCCCUUUUGCAUACCAACAUCCAGGCAGGAUAACUUGCAUUAUGUUGGCACGUGAGGGAGAAAGAUAUAUCGGCAAAAAUAAAUGUUCUGUUUUACUAAUUAAAUUUUGCGUGUACCAUUAUAAUCUGAUUCAUUGAAACUGCCCUUUUCAUUUGCAGUUGUCCUCACGGAAGAUGGUUAAAAAUCUUUUGAAUUUAUAGUUGAUUUUCACGCUUUAAAACUGUCCACCCCUUGGGCAAAUGUUGCAUAAAAAGAAAGGAUUUAUACACUGUAUUUGCGAUUGUGGUCUCGUCCCAUCUCAACCAGCUUGUGUAACUAAGCUUCUUGAUGUGAAAGUAAUAGUUCAUUCUCUUCAUGAAUCCAUGAACCUACUUCGCCAUACUUUGAACUUUGUUGCUAUUAGAAAUUAAUAAUUGAUUACUUGGUCUAUUAGCAUUGACACUUUGAUCACAAUCACAUAUCUCUAUUUUUUAGGAGUAAUUGAUAGCAGUCAGCAGGGCUCCUUCUUUUGGUAUGAUGAUUUUCCUAAUCCUGGCAAUGAUUGACUAAGAGCGGAACUCUGUUUCUGAAGUUGGCAUUUGUUACUAUAUUUUUGAUAAGAAAUAAGCUUUAUUCCUGAAAGAAAAGGAGAAGACACAUGUCCCUGGCUGUCUCGAGUUUUCUGGGGUUUUUCCCGCCAAUUCGGCGAUACACUGCAUUAAAGGCUCCAUGUAUUGUGUUCAGUGGUAAUAAAAACUUAUCCCAGCUACGGAACUGCA